CAUGUGACCAGGCUCCGGUACUCGCGCGCGUGCCGCCGGUGUACCACGUGACCAGGCUCAGGCGUUCUGUCAGAUUUUCCCUACACCGUGCACGCACUCACACACAGCUUGGAACCCGGGUUCGGCUCUGACCCGCCAAUGGUUUGUGAACUACACUUCCCGGCAUACACCGCGUGACAUCAGUUCCUGUUCCCUGAAGGCGGCUUUAGGGGCGGAGCCGGUAGUUGUCUGGGACCUGUCUGUAUAUAACAAUCAGCAGAGCAUCUUAUAGACGGCCUCUCACAGAUAUGACCAAGCUGGCUGAAUGGCUGCUGGGGCUGACUCUCCUUGGAGUAGUGUGGGCCACUCUGACGUUUGACCUCUUAGGCCUGGAGAUUCCCGAGCCAUGUUGGCAAGUUAUCUGGCCCUUUCCGGUCUACCUUCUGGUAACAUUCGGUUGUUACUCCUUAGCCACAGUUGGAUAUAGAGUGGCUACUUUUAAUGACUGUGAAAGUGCUGCGCAGGAGCUACAGCGGCAGAUUAAGGAGGCAAAGAUGGACUUGACCACCAAGGGCUUCAGAUUUUGACCAGUACAUGAUGCCUGGUUACUGGAACCAAUUCAAUAAGGACACUGUGAUCUUCCAAGGGUUAAUCGGGUGCUCACUGUGACUGGAUUCCUCAUUUGUAUUAUCCCAGAUGAUUGUACAAUCUGUUUGGGAUGGAGCUCUGAACAGUGGAUUCUUUCAGGACCAAACAGUUAAUGAAGAUCAGAUAGUACUGUUUGCUGUGUCUUUCUUUUUGGGGGGGUUGGGAGGUUCUUGGUAAGAAGGUAAAUGGAAUGCCUUUCUCAGAGAGUGGGUAAAUACUGUGUCAAUCAUUGCUGUGAAAUGUGUCAGUCAUCAUUUUGUAUCCCUCUUAAACAUGGUGUGCAGACCCUAGCAGCUAUAGAUAGGGCUGCGCUCGGAGAAUGAGAGAAAGUGAAACUAAGACAAAAGAUGAUCUUAAAAGCUUGCAAUCUAGAUUGGGGAAAUGAAUAAAUAAAACACAUGGAGGCUCUGCUAAAAGCUAACAAUCUAGAGGGGAUAGAGAACAAAUGGCACAUUUGUGAUGUUAUUUAAUAAUGUAAAAAUUACAAGUUUUAAAUUUAAUGUCAUAAUAGCUGAGCUUGUUCUUCCAGUUUGAAUUUUUUGGCCUUAUAAUUUUAAUUUCACUUUUAAUUUCUGACACUUGUUGAAUUAGUGAAUAAAUCUAAUGGCGUAGACAGCCCCAGUAUCAGGAAGUAUUACUUUACUGAGAGGGUAGUGGAUGCAUGGAAUAGCCUUCCAGCUGAAGUGGUAGAGGUUAACACAGUAAAGGAGUUUAAGCAUGCGUGGGAUAGGCAUACAGCUAUCCUAACUAUAAGAUAAGGCCAGGGACUAAUGAAAGUAUUUAGAAAAUUGGGCAGACUAGAUGGGCCGAAUGGUUCUUAUCUGCCGUCACAUUCUAUGUUUUUAUGUUUCUGCUCAAAGCUUUAAAUCUAGAAGGAACGAGGGGCAAUUUAAACACUAACAAUGGUUCUCACUAAAGUCUGAAUGUCUGUGGUGCGGAUUAGCAACAAAAUAAUCAAGGAAUGGCCAAGGGCAUCUGGAUUGCAAAUUCCAGACCUUGUUCCCAAAAUUUUGCAAUGUACGAAGUUUGCAAUACUGCCUCCGUAUUACUUAGAAACAUAUAACAGAAGAGUUGCUGGAAUCUGAAAACGGAAUUAUAGAAAUACACCAUGGAAUGCUCAGAUUAAACAGAAUUGCAAAUUCAGUUCAAAUGAAGUUACA
Pelobates fuscus (common spadefoot toad) is the source of this 1787-nucleotide messenger RNA. It is a transcript of the gene DPM3, whose product is annotated as dolichyl-phosphate mannosyltransferase subunit 3, regulatory. Gene Ontology annotation, cellular component: dolichol-phosphate-mannose synthase complex; endoplasmic reticulum membrane. Gene Ontology annotation, biological process: GPI anchor biosynthetic process. The transcript is spliced from 2 exons. Lineage: Eukaryota; Metazoa; Chordata; Amphibia; Anura; Pelobatidae. The coding region runs from base 288 to 566 and encodes 92 amino acids. The record is from RefSeq and is a predicted model, not a curated record.